CUCCAAGCCACUCGGUCAGACGCCAUUUCCACGCUACCGGAUCACGAAACUGUCAUUGUGAUUAUUUUGUGUGUGAUAUUGAGCAUUUUACCAAAGUUCACUUGGAUUUUCUGUGUUUAAAGUAAGCAUUAAACUUUUAUCAACAUGGCCGAUGAGAAAAAGGGAGAAAGUGAACACAUCAACCUGAAAGUAUUAGGACAGGAUAACGCCAUUGUCCAGUUUAAAAUUAAGAAACACACACCUCUUAGAAAGCUCAUGAACGCCUAUUGUGAUAGAGCGGGUUUGUCAAUGCAAGUAGUGAGAUUCAGAUUUGACGGGCAGCCUAUAAACGAGAAUGACACACCCACAUCACUGGAGAUGGAGGAGGGUGACACUAUAGAAGUAUACCAGCAGCAAACGGGAGGAACCCUAGUGUAAAUAAUGUAUAAGGACUGUCCAUUCUCUGUGGGUAAUCGCCACGAUGUGCCCAACUCAAAACUUAUAAAUAAGUUAAUUUUAAUAACAUUUGUAAGAAAAAAGAAAUUUUAAGACAAGUCCCUUUUGGCUGUGUCUUAAAAUUUUUUAGCCCUGGUUUAAGGUAAAAUUUAAAACCAAAUGUUUCAUAGGUAACAACAGAAUUGUGAUACUUUUAGUUGACUUCUGACACCGCAUUUCACUAAACUGAAGUCAAGGGUUCUCUAACGUAACUGUAAUUUAUUGAACAUGGGUUUAAUCCAUUUGUCAGAUCUAUAACCUUAUGUACCUAUUGAAAUAAAGUAAAUGUAAUGAC
Aricia agestis (brown argus) is the source of this 769-nucleotide messenger RNA. It is a transcript of the gene Sumo, whose product is annotated as small ubiquitin-related modifier 3. Gene Ontology annotation, molecular function: protein tag activity; ubiquitin-like protein ligase binding. Gene Ontology annotation, cellular component: nucleus. NCBI's taxonomy places the organism in Eukaryota, Metazoa, Arthropoda, Insecta, Lepidoptera, Lycaenidae. The transcript is spliced from 3 exons. Gene Ontology annotation, biological process: protein sumoylation. The record is from RefSeq and is a predicted model, not a curated record. The coding region runs from base 145 to 417 and encodes 90 amino acids.